Messenger RNA from Lepisosteus oculatus (spotted gar), 1681 nucleotides. It is a transcript of the gene mylipb, whose product is annotated as myosin regulatory light chain interacting protein b. Lineage: Eukaryota; Metazoa; Chordata; Actinopteri; Semionotiformes; Lepisosteidae. The record is from RefSeq and is a predicted model, not a curated record. Gene Ontology annotation, cellular component: cytoskeleton. Gene Ontology annotation, molecular function: cytoskeletal protein binding; ubiquitin-protein transferase activity. Gene Ontology annotation, biological process: ubiquitin-dependent protein catabolic process.
GCAUCGCAAUGCAUUGAAAUACAGCUGGGAGACGGACAGCAGAGAAGAAGGACUUGGGAAGUGAAUAAGGGCUGGAUGUAGGGUUUUUCGAGGAAGAGACAGAGGCUCGUUUUGUUAUUUUCUAAUAAAGGAGGGGAAGACCAAAGAUAAACAUUGAUCACCAAAAUGCUUUGCCAUGUUACACGGCCGGAUUCGGUGGUAAUGGAGGUGGAGGUGGACCCGAAGGCAAAUGGAGAAGACUGUCUGAAUAAGGUUUGCAGGAAGUUGGGCAUUAUAGAAGUGGAUUACUUUGGGCUGCAGUUCUCAGGCAGCAAAGGAGAAAACCUGUGGCUGAAUCUGAGAAAUAGGAUCUCCCAGCAGAUGGAUAGCCUGACACCCUGUAGGCUGAAGUUGAGAGUCAAGUUUUUUGUGGAGCCUCAUCUCAUUCUGCAGGAGCAGACGAGGCACCUGUUCUUCAUGCACGUGAAAGACGACCUUCUCGGGGGGCGUCUGCGGUGCGCCCCGGAACAGGCCGAGGAGCUGGGCGCGCUGAUGGCUCAGGCGGAGUUUGGGGACUACAACCAGAACACGGCCAAGUACUUCUACAAGGACUUCUGUGGAAGCGAGCCGACCACUGCGGUGCUGAACAGCAUUGUUGCAAAGCACAAAGCACUGGAGGGAAUGAGCCCCGCAUCGGUAGAGUACCAGGUUCUGCAGCUAGUGUCUUCGCUGGAGAGCUACGGGGUGGAGUGGCACUUGGCACGGGACGCAGAGGGGCAGAAGCUGGCGAUUGGAGUGGGGCCAGAGGGCAUCUCCGUCUGCAAAGAAGACUUCAGCGUCAUGAACAGGAUCACGUACCCAAUCAUUCAAAUCGCAACUCAGUCGGGAAAGAACGUCUACCUGACGGUCACGAAGGAAACCAGCAACAGCGUGGUUCUGAUGUUCAAGCUCAUCAGCACCAGAGCCGCCAGUGGACUUUACAGAGCAAUAACGGAAACCCAUGCAUUCUACAGGUGCGACACGGUCACCAGCGCGGUCAUGAUGCAGUACAGCCGGGACUUCAAGGGCCACCUGGCCUCCCUCUUCCUCAACGAGAACAUCAACCUGGGCAAGAAGUACGUCUUCGACAUCCGGCGCACGUCCAAAGAGGCCUACGACCCCGCCCGCCGCGCCCUGUACCGCGCCGGCGCGGUGGACCUGGCGCCCCGCGGCGGGCGCAGCGCCCCCGGCUCGCCGCUCAAGGGCCCGGCCGAGGGCGGCCUGACCUGCGCCAGCUGCGAGGGCCUGAGCUGCCGGCAGAGCCGGGCGCUGCAGGAGAGGCUGCAGAAGCUGCGGGAGGCGCUGCUGUGCGUGCUGUGCUGCGAGGAGGAGAUCAACUCCGCCUUCUGCCCCUGCGGGCACAUGGUCUGCUGCCAGUCCUGCGCCAGCCAGCUGCAGCUGUGCCCAGUGUGCCGAUCCGAAGUGGAGCACAUUCAGCACGUUUAUCUGCCUACCUGUACGAGUCUGCUCGACUUGGCCGUGACAGGCACAGCACCGCUACCGAUCCACAGAGCGGCCGGACCACAGAACUGUUCUGCCAGGGAGUUCAACGAAAGCGACAAGAUGUGCCAGACAUAAAGCCUUUUUUUUUUGUUAUCUUCAGGCUAAAACAAUCUCAAUCAGUCCGCAGCGCCAUCUGCCUGGCACUUUCGGCAUGGCAAUU